CUACUACUACUGCUGCUGCUGCUUCGUCAGCGUCUUAUUCGGCCACGUCAUACCUACCCUCUAAGAUUUGCAGGAAUAGUAUUCGUUUGCAUUGUUAAACGCUGAUGCCUCGUAUUGUAUCACCAUAUAUACAUCGCUUAUGCCCUUCCUUCCCAAAGAUCUCACCCCUUGCAGUCAUUCUGGGUUUAGAGUGGUACACUAUACCUCUAUUUAAUUUUUUUAAGUCCCCUCGCUGUGGGAUCGGAUUCCUUGAGGAAUUACCUUGGUUCCUAAGUUCGCCUCGCAGGCGUUGAGGGUCCCCAGUCUGAAAACCAUGAUAAAUAGCAGCCCGCACUGUAUCAUCUGUGGUGCAAAGAUUCCAUAUCGUCAUCUCACAGUCUCUUGGAAAAGAAACUUUCGUGCAAGUCUGUGCUGAGCUGUCUUUCUAUCCUCGAUGCAGUGGAUUUAUCGGUUAGUACUUAUGAACUGACAUUUAUAUAGUUCGAUGUGAUGGUAAUUCUCAGUUAGAUGGGAAGCCUUUCAUUACAGGAGUGGGCAGCUAUGUCCCUCCAGAGAUCCUUCAUAACUGUGCUGCACCUUCUUCUGCAGAACAGCGAUGGGUUGAUAAUGACUUUAUUUUGUCAGAGGAGGACACAUUUCCUCCGCUGAUAGGUGACCGACUCCACCCGCAACCUGGGUUCCUCCUUCAUGAGUCGUGCUGGGAAUUACUACGAGGCAUGCUUCAUCCCCACGCCGUUCCUAUCCAACGUUUGUACGAUAUUUGCCUCUCAUGUCCAGCACACAUAGAAGGAUGGUUAGAUUGGGGCCAUAGCUAUGGUGGGCUCAUGGAUCGACAUCCCAUUGAGGGUUAUCCGUGGGAAGACGUAUAUAUUGCGGGCUAUAUAAAACGAUUCUUAUGGGACAAGAGUUCUCCCUUGACGUUAGCCACGUCAGAUCCGUCAGACGUAUUAGAGGUGCGACAAGCGCUUGUUGACUCUCAGGAUAGGCGAGAGAAUACGACAAUGACCAGUUCAAUAUCCUCAGUAUGGGUAACCACCGCUGACUGCUUUCAAAAGCUUCCUCAAGAGAUACUGGAGCAAAUCCAGAUGUUUCUACCCUCUCGCGGUGUUGCCAAUGUUCGUUUGGCAUCAAGGUCAUUUGCCAGCUUACCACUCACGCAGUCAUUCUGGGCUUCAAGGUUUGCUUGUCAUCAAGAGCGUGGAUAUUGCUUCGAGGCUAGGGAUCUACUAUAUAAUGGGGCUCAUGCACUGCGCAGUAGAGAUUGGAGGGCUGUCUACGAAGAAACGGCAGUGACAUCAGACUCAUCCAAUGAGUUAAAGAAUCGAAAGCGGAUCUGGGGUUACUUGAAGAACAUGGCAGAUCUAGUUCUUGACCAACCGUUGAGCAGUGAAGGGAUGAGCAGGGAGCUUGAACUAUGGCCAAAGGAGCCUGUAACAACGUGGAGACCAGUUGGAGGAGACUUUUCCGUACGAUCUAACGGAAACUCACCUUACCAAAUGAAAUGUAGGGUGAUAUAUGAGCAAACCAUCUCAAUCACCUCUUCGAUAAGAUCAAUCGGGGUUUCCUUUCGGGAACUAAGUGAUAAGAAAUAUGUCUCAGGUCUUCGAUUCGUACUUACAAACAAAGAACAGCUUGUGUUGGGCUAUGUCCUUCCACCUAAGGAGAAACACAUAGAGUUAAGCAGCGAAUGCUUCAACUUGAAUGGGUUCAUCGCCGCCAUCGGCCCUAGAGGUGUCAUGGCACUCCGUGUUGUAACCGGACAAGGAGAGAUAUCCAACUGGGUAGGCACGUCAGAAGGCUUGCCGCAGACAGCUCGCCUAUGUACCAAGAGAGCAAUCCACGCUUUGAGAGGUUCCUUCGAUGGUUUCAAAAUGGUAUCUUUAGCUGUUCCCACAGACCUUCAGCCUCUCUUCCCAGAUGAUACCGGAGGUGAACAUCUCCCCCUGCGAACUACAGGGCUUUGGUAUCCGGAGAUCCCUCCUUUAUCCUACCAUCUCCAAGAUGACAUCUUCGCUGGACGAAACAUAUCUCUCCAUGAAUACCGCCCACUUGUGUAUGUCAUGUUUGGCGGAAGACGGGGCAACCUCCUUAAAUACCUAACCCGCAUUUCAGUUACAGUGUCCAAUGCAGUAAUUGUGGGGAUAGACUUCUUCUACACAGAUCAUUCCCCCGUAAAGCAACUUCAAGCUUGCCCCUCAACAGCUAGCGGGGACGACUCCGUCAAGAUCCCCUUCCUAAUUGAUGGACCAGGAGGUGAGCGGUUAACAAGUCUCCAAUCGGACGGUGAUUUCUUCCGAACGUCUGCUGGCUACUGGUCGUACAGAAUAAGAAUAACAUCGUUGAAGAUAACGACAAACACAAAGCCGAAGCCCUUCAUCUUCCAACCAAGUGCUAUUCCAGCCUUGAAACUCCCCGCCGGAGGCUUUCCUCCUCAAAAGUCCAAGAAAUCAGAAAUACUACCCGGUACUACCUUGACGGGUAUGUAUUUCAUGUAUGAUUCUCAGUUUGCUAUGAGCAGUAUUGGACCCAUUUCUGAGGACUUGAGUGAAGGUAACAUUUCGCAAGACACUCGCUUAGAAGAAGAGAUACAGGCGCGAAUUUUGGGAAAGAAGCAAACCCCAGGGUGAUUAACAAGCCUUAGUAGCUCAACUUUCAUACCCUACAAUAUGUUCACACAAAUAUUACUAUUUAAUGAAAUUCUGUU
Aspergillus caelatus is the source of this 2704-nucleotide messenger RNA. RefSeq names its product F-box protein. Lineage: Eukaryota; Fungi; Ascomycota; Eurotiomycetes; Eurotiales; Aspergillaceae. The coding region runs from base 717 to 2627 and encodes 636 amino acids. The record is from RefSeq and is a predicted model, not a curated record. Gene Ontology annotation, molecular function: nickel cation binding; protein binding; ferredoxin hydrogenase activity. The transcript has 4 exons.